Lepidothrix coronata (blue-crowned manakin) is the source of this 3411-nucleotide messenger RNA. It is a transcript of the gene KIF18A, whose product is annotated as kinesin family member 18A. Gene Ontology annotation, molecular function: microtubule binding; ATP binding; microtubule motor activity. Gene Ontology annotation, biological process: microtubule-based movement. Lineage: Eukaryota; Metazoa; Chordata; Aves; Passeriformes; Pipridae. The record is from RefSeq and is a predicted model, not a curated record. The transcript has 17 exons. The coding region runs from base 170 to 2965 and encodes 931 amino acids.
CCGUCGCUCUGCUGACGUCACGGGCAGGCGGCCAAUGAGGAGGCGCGGAGGGCGGCCUGCUUGUGUUUGAAUUCGGCGGCCGGAGCGUGGCGGUUGGACCGGCCGCGGAGAGGAGAUUCAGCUGUGCAACCUGAAAGAGUCUUGGAAGCGAAGCUGGGGGCCGGAGGGGAUGACUCCCGCUAAGGAAGAAGAUGUUUGCAAUCACGUGAAAGUGGUGGUCCGUGUCCGUCCAGAGACCCAAAAGGAAAAACAGGACAACUUUAGCAGGGUUGUCCAUGUUAUUGACCAGCAUGUGUUGGUCUUUGAUCCAAAGGAGGAAGAAGUUAGCUUCUUUAACGGGAAGAGACUGACCCAUAGGGAUAUUAACAAAAGACAGAGGAAAGAUCUUAAAUUUAUGUUUGAUGCUGUUUUUGAUGAAAUGUCAUCCCAGUUGGAAGUUUUUGAGCAUACUACCAAAACUCUGAUUGAUGGCUUCUUAAAUGGAUAUAACUGCACAGUGCUUGCAUAUGGUGCAACAGGAGCUGGAAAGACUCAUACCAUGUUAGGUUCUCCUGAAGAUCCUGGAGUGAUGUAUUUAACCAUGAUGACACUUUAUGACCGCAUGGAUCAAAUAAAAGAAGAUAAAAUAUGUGAUGUUGCUGUCUCUUAUUUAGAGAUUUACAAUGAACAGAUCCGUGAUCUGCUGGUCAGCUCUGGACCUCUGGCUGUUCGUGAAGAUGCCCAGCAAGGGGUGAUAGUUCAAGGUCUGACAUUACAUCAGCCUAAAUCAGCAGAGGAAAUCCUUCAGAUGUUGGAUUAUGGAAAUAAAAAUAGAACUCAGCAUCCCACAGAUGUGAAUGCCUCCUCUUCCCGGUCCCAUGCUGUCUUUCAGAUUUACCUACGGCAGCAAGAUAAAACAGCCAGUAUUAAUCAAAAUGUUCGUGUCGCCAAAAUGUCCCUCAUUGACUUGGCAGGAUCUGAACGUGCCAGUGCAACAAAUGCCAGGGGGGCUCGUUUUGUAGAAGGAACAAACAUUAACCGCUCCCUGCUUGCUCUUGGAAAUGUCAUUAAUGCAUUGGCAGAUCCAAAGCGCAAGAAACACAUUCCUUAUCGGAACAGCAAACUCACUCGUCUGCUGAAAGAUUCCCUUGGAGGAAACUGCCGGACAAUAAUGAUAGCUGCUGUCAGUCCCUCCUCCUUGUUCUAUGAUGAUACCUAUAACACUCUGAGGUAUGCAAACCGAGCCAAGGAUAUCAAGUCUUCUCUAAAGAGCAAUGUUGUUAGUUUGGACAGUCACAUAAGCCAGUAUGUUAAAAUUUGCAACGAACAAAAGAAAGAGAUCCUAAUGUUGAAGGAGAAACUGAGAGAAUAUGAAGAAAAGCAAGUAAGCAUUCCUGAAAACUAUGAUGCUGCAGAACUUUCAAACAACCAGCAAGUGGAAAUAGAAAGAUACAAAGAAACCCUUAAAAAUGUGUUUGCAAACCGUGAGGAAAUCAGAAAAGAAUACCUCAACAUGGAAAAGAAACUGAAAGAAAACACACUGAAGAAAUACUACCAUAAUCAAUGUCAUGAACAAAUUCGACUGAUGUGCUCUGAAGAAAAAGUAGAAAAGGCCACUUGCAAGCGGGAUCAAAGGCUUGCAGUUCUUAAUAUCCACUCUGUGCACAUGCAGAAGAAAAAAGAAGAGGAGGUCAAACAUUUUGAGGAAAACACCAAAUGGCUGCACCGUGUUGAAAAUGAAAUGCGUCUUCUGGGUCGAGAUGGGUGUAUUCCAAAGGAACUUCGUCAAGAUCUGCAGUAUUGCCAUUUAAACCUGGAAGUUCAGGACCUGAAAGCACAGAUUAAGCACAUGUUAGCUCUGGUGUCCCUUCAAGACCAGUAUUAUAAGCAAACAGAAAAAGUACUAAAUACUUUGCUUCCCGUUCUUCGCAAGCAACACCUGACUUUGAAAGAAGCUGGGUUGACAAAUGAUUUAACUGAGACUGAGUUUGGGGAGGUGGAGCAGCUUAUUCAGAGACAAAAAUCAGUAGCUUGGGCUGACCAGACUGAAGAAAAGGAUCAAAAUCAAAACCAUGAAGUAGACAUGUCAGCUAUCUUUGCAUUCCCACAGCUUGUGAGCAGACCAAACACCCCGUGCCGUACCUCUUGUGGUACACCAUCGCAGGAAAUGACUAAAAAUACACCAAAAGUGUUAGAAUAUACAGAACCACCACAGAAAAGAACGAGGAGGAAGCUAAUGGACUCUCCAGUAGCAGCUCAAAGUCCAGCUGCAUCCAAGCCAUCCAGUCUGCAGCACCUGGAGGAUUCUCUCGCCAAGGAAGUCCACCCCAUAGUGUACACCCCGGAAUCUUGCCGAAAGCCGGCACAGAGCUGCUGCCCAGAGGCUGUGGUAAAGAAGGCUCUGCACCUUGCAGGCCUCAAGGAGGUCAGUGCCCAAGGCACAGAUACGCCAGUGCAAAAGGCCAGUGUUAUGGACACGACACACGAUGUGAUCCCCGAGUGCAGCGAAGCCAUCAUGAACUCAACGAUAAUCCUCUACGAAGGCACAGAGGAAACAACUGAAAUACCCACGUACCCACCCGUGAAGGAGUCACAGCCCUGCAGCAGUAGCAUUGUGCAAAGGCUUGAUCUCGCUUCCUUAAAAAACAAAAAUUCUGCAUCAGCAUUUGAGAAGCCCUCAUAUAUGGCAAUGACUUCUGCUGCUCAGAGAAAAAGGAAGGUAUUAAGUUCCACAUCCAACACGGUGUCGGGCGGCCUGCAGGACCCCGUGGCUGCGAAACGCCUCCGACAGGACAUCCUGUUGGGCCAGGCAGCUCUGCGAGUGCCCCAGGGCUCUGAAAUGAAAAUGAAGAGCAGGAAGCAAGAACAGGAUAUGCCAAGAAACUUCCUUAAAAGCCUUUCUCAAGGAAAUGUCACACUGGGCCUUAAAUCAAGGACAUCAAAAGAUCUUUUACUUCACGUUUCCAAGAAGAAAAAUAGGAUUUAGUUCUGAGCUCUUCCACAUUUGAAGCAGGACUGAUGGAUAGCAAGUGAGAAGAGGGUGACUUUCGUUUUCCUCUUGUAAAUAACUGAGAAUUUUUUCAAUGCACGUGUUAGAAAACUUGGUUUGACCCCCUAAAUUAUUUUCGUUGGAGCUUCCUUAUGUUAAAAUUGUUUUUCAUUUGGAAGCAAAUAACAGCUGUUAAUAUUAGAACACAUUCAUGCUCAGCACUAAGAUGCUAGUUUAUCUUUAGAUUUUUAGCAUCUAUUGAUGAUAACAUAUGUAGUGCCAAGAGACAGAAAAAUAUUUACAAAAAUUGUUUUUAAUUUUUUUUGUCUUUCUGGUUUUUAGCCUGUUACUUGGUUUUAAAUAUUUCUGUUCUUUUUUUUUCAAUUUAAUUCAGCUGUAAAUAGGUGUGUUAAUUACUUCAAAUAAAUUUUUACGUUCAUUAA